UUGAUUACCGCCGGGAGCUGAGCGCGCCUCGUCGAAACGCAGCGUCGGACACGUUGACCAGCGACGCACAAAGAUCAGGGAGGAGAAGAAAGGACGAAUGCCUUUAUUUACCGAGAUAUGUUAGUUUUAUGUAUAUUUUCAACGGAAUAACUUGUCUUCGUGCCUCCGAGCGGUCGCUCUCCCCCAUGAAGCGGCAUAGGAGCGUUAUAUAAGGCGGAUAACAGUCCGAGAUGAGAGCGCGUCUCUGACAGCGUAGCGGCAACAAUAGCCUGGCCCCGGGCCGCGUGUUCCUGUGUGUGCGCUUGGUUUCAACCCGCUAACACCACCGCCGCCAAUGCUGCUCCAUCCACUGCACUGCCCGUCUGAUUUACUGUAAACUAGGCGGCUAACCUGCCGCGGAUGAUCCGUGUGCGCGGCGGAAUGAUGAGCAGAAUGAACCUCCAAGAUGAGGCAGAUGGGUCAGAUUAACGCCACGAAAUUCUUCCUGUAAUUUGGCGUGGUUAUAAUCUCCAUAUACAUUUUAAUUACCGCCUCUGGUCUGAUCUGGCACUGAAGAUUUUUCCAUUAAAGAGUUCUAACCCCCAAAAAUGGGCCCAUGUCUCAAUUUGGAAAACAAAGAAUUAGGCGCCUGAAGAGGGGAUAAGCUUAUUAGAUAAGCCUGCUGUGCUUUAUUAAGUCAACAAGCCUGGUGAGCGGUCAGUCUGGACUCCCUCUGCCCCUCUGCUGGAGGCAUCUCUUCCGGAUUUUACCUUCUCUGUUGUCACAGCCACGCACCACGAUGGGGAGCGAUGCCGGGGGCGCCGGGCCGGUGGAAGUGGAGCCGAUGCCGGGGUACUGGGAACUCAUCACCAGUGGCUCCGGUGUCAUGCUAGGCGCAUGGAGAGACUGUAGCGACUGCGGUCUGGAGCUCUCCAAACAGACUCUCCUGGAUAACGCAUACAUCACCUGGACCGAAAUCGCCCUGUUUUUCUUUUGCGCCUUUUUGUGGACGAUGAUCAGGAAGGGGCUGACAGUAAGUCUGUUUAAGCCUCUUGCGCGGUGGUGCAUGCUGUUGCCCAAAGAUGCUGCCAAGAUGCCAGAGAGUGCGUGGAAGCUGGUCUUCUACACCAUGUCGUGGUCCUACAGCACUUACCUGCUCUUCUUCUCAUCCUACUCCUUCUUCCAGGACCCACCCUCUGUCUUUUACAACUGGGCGAGUGGAAUGACAGUGCCUACAGACAUCGCCAUAGCCUACCUGAUCCAGGGCAGCUUCUACGGCCACUCCAUCUACGCCACCAUCAACAUGGACACAUGGAGGAAGGACUCUGCUGUUAUGGUGGUGCAUCACAUCAUCACCCUGGCUCUAAUUAGCUUCUCCUAUGCCUUCAGGUACCACAACGUAGGCAUCCUGGUGUUAUUCCUGCACGAUAUCAAUGAUGUCCUGCUGGAGUUCACCAAGCUCAACGUCUACCUGAAGUCCAGAGGAGGUGGCAAUCAUCUGCUCAAUGACAUGCUGUCCAACAUGGGCUCCGUCAGCUUUAGUAUCACUUGGUUCUGGUUCCGUCUCUACUGGUUCCCUCUGAAAGUGUUGUACGCCACAUGUGUGUCCAGCAUCCAGUCUGUCCCCAGCAUCCCCUUCUACUUCUUCUUCAAUGCCCUGCUCUUCGCCCUGCUGCUCAUGAAUAUCUACUGGUUCCUGUUCAUUGUGAUUUUCAUCGUGAAGUUGCUAAAGGUGAACGAGGUGAAUGAUGUCAGGGAGUACGAGGACGAGGAUGCCAGGAAGGCAGCAGAGGAACUGCUAAAGGACCCUCAGGUAGAAAAUAAUGAUGACGAUGAUGCUGGACAUCACAACUCAGCCAAGAGAAAGCACGUACAGAACGGGGUUACCAAGGACAAGUAUCUAUAACAGGCUCUCCAGUGCCACCACCUGGUUCUGGACUGCAUGCGCAGGCCCUCCUCGGACAGCAGAUGUUCAAAACUCGACCGAAUGAGAAGAGCAUCACAACCACAAAACAAAACAAAAGGAAGAAACAUAAAAGGAAGGGAACGUUAGGGUACCAUCAGUUUUUAUUUUGCAUUGUUCUAGAGCAUUUUAUUUUCUGUUUUAUUUUUUUUUAUUUUAUUUUAUUAGAGCACUGUGAAUGUUAUUUCAGACGACUUUCUGUCUUACUGUUGUCACUUAACAUUUGAUAGAUCUAGUAGAAGCAGGGAUGGAUCGGCGGGGCAAGGAACAGACUAGACCUGUUCUGUUUUCUUCGAAUAACCUUUAGGAACCAAGGGAACAAGCAACAGCAGGAUCAUGUUGGGGUUAUUUGUCAAUUAGUUUUCCCUCCAACUUCUUUAGCUUCCAUCCAUCCGCUCUAAUUUAUCAUAUGAGAAGAAAUGAAUGAUUAUCACUUUUAAUCCUUCAUCUGCUUCCCAGCUUCCUGCAUACAUUCCUUUAAACUGAGAGGCCAGUGGCAUGGUUUGCAUGUUUUAGGAUGUCAAAAGCGUGCCUGCAGCUUUUAAAGUAACAUAAAUCCCGAUCUUUCACUGAUCGUUCUGACUUAUGAUCCACAUGAACUUUGAAUAUUCACCUGGAUUCCUCCAUGGAAUCGCUCCUUUUUCUUUUUAUUGUCGUCUUGUCUCGGUAUGUGCUGCAGAGCAUCUGUUGCUGCACUGACAUGAAGGCAUACAAUCUCAUUGCUGGUUUAAUGAUAGCAAACAGCUAGAAUUGAUUGACUGGGUCUCAGCAUGGUCAGGGUAAUUUAAUUUGUUUGACAGAAAGAGAUUUUAAAUCAUUUUCAUUGUAUUCAGGUGAUGGACACAAUGUCUACAAUCACUCUAGUAUUCAGGAAUGCAUGAAGUCAGAAUGAUUUUGGAAAUGUGCAAUGAAUUUUUCACAAAUAAAACUGAUCCUAGAAGUGACUAAAAUCCAAACAUACAAAUCAGUGUUUUACAGAUUUUUCCAGCGGCACCUAAACGCGUCUUUUAGACAAAUGUGAUCAAACACACACAGUGGGGAAGAUAAGUAUUAUCAGUUUUUUUCAGUAAAUGUGUUUGUAUUGUGUUGUCGACAUUCAAUUCACGUCAGAUUUCAGUAACAACCCAACUAAUCCACACAUGCAAAGAAAUAAACAUGAAUUAGUCCAUGUGUUGUAAAGUGGAGCAACAGAAGUAUUGAAUAUAUUAAGAAAAUGGGGUUAUUAUUAUUCAUAAAACAAUCCUGCUCCUAUCAGUUCAAACUAAUAUCAACGCGUUUAGUCCUAAUUGAUGUCCUCUAAUAAGGUCGCUCAAAUAAAAGGGUCUCAUGAUCUUUGCAGCCUUAUUAUAGCAAAACAUACUGAUGACAUUGGUUACAGACGAGAGAAGAGACCUCACCAGAACCUUCAUGAUUUUUACACAGUUUAUUUGGAAGAAUGGGUCACAAUCAGGCCUGAGCAAUGCAUGAUACAGGUUUCUCCAUACAGAAGAUGUCUUGAAGCUGUCGUUAACAAAACAAGCUGUUCUGCUUAGCAUUAAGUUGAUUUCAGAAAACAAGUUAAAUAUUUAGGAUUAUUUUACUUUAUUACAUUUAUAUAAAAUUUGACCUAUGUAGUUAUUACACAUAAUUUAUGAACAAUUUGUUUUGUAAUUUUCUUAAAGGUUGUUACCCACAUCAGGUGUGGAUGUCAAUAGUCACAUUUUAAAUAUGUAUCAUAAUAAUGCUGCUGUGUUCGAUACUUAUCUUCCCAGCUGUACAAGAUGCACAUUUAAAGACCAGAAAAUUUUGGAUCUUAAAUAGAUUUCAAAAAUGUAACCAUACAUUGAAAACCUAAUACAAAGUUACUGCAUGCACGUUGAAGAAAAUGAGGAAUGUUUCUCCUCUGUCUACCUUUUCGAUCAAAUUCCAGCUCUUGUCUGGAUGAACAGCAUGUUUGUGCUGCUUGAGCAGGCUGCAGAUGUUGAUAAUCCGUCUGGGAUUUUAUUUCUGUCUUCCAUCGUCCUCAAAUCAGUGUUUCAGGAAAAUCGAAGUUCAAUUUUACUUCAAAUCAUGACUAUUGUUGCUGUAGUUCAUUUGUUGUUUGUAUUUUUGUUUUUUGUUGAAAUGCUGCUGUUUUUAUCUGUGAGAGCACUGUUUCUAUUCCAGAUGUUGCAGGUUUUUCUUUCCCUGCUGAUGUCGAUGACAGUCAUGCUAUCAGGGGACAAUUGCUCACCUCUAUUACCAACAUCUAGAUUCAGCCUCUAAUCUGUUUCUGAUAAUCAUGCUCGUAUUACUGUAAUCCAUCUGUGCUUUAAACAACACGGUCCGUCCAACAUGUUGCCCACCUUCCUGCUCAGUUCUGAUACUCCGCAGUAAUAACUGUGAGUGUGGUAAACCCUGAAAUCUGUGAUUUGGAUAAAGAUGAUCUUUCACUACAUCAAAAGACUUUGACACAAUGAGCAAACAACAAAGUUUCUAUAGAAGAGGGCACCAGGUAUCCAGAUCACUGUUUACAUCCUGGUUUCUAUCAUUGUAGCGCCAUAGGGUUUGCUAGCUUUUGUGGACAUUUUUUAUCAGUAAGCUUUUGUUGGACUAUGGAGACACUGGCAUUGGUAUGCUGUUUAUGAAUU
Girardinichthys multiradiatus is the source of this 4551-nucleotide messenger RNA. It is a transcript of the gene cers1, whose product is annotated as ceramide synthase 1. The coding region runs from base 779 to 1885 and encodes 368 amino acids. The record is from RefSeq and is a predicted model, not a curated record. NCBI's taxonomy places the organism in Eukaryota, Metazoa, Chordata, Actinopteri, Cyprinodontiformes, Goodeidae. Gene Ontology annotation, molecular function: sphingosine N-acyltransferase activity. Gene Ontology annotation, cellular component: membrane. Gene Ontology annotation, biological process: ceramide biosynthetic process. The transcript is spliced from 7 exons.